CAUGUGCACGCUUAACCCUUUCGAAUCCUCGGCGCCGUUGCUGCAGCGGUUGAGAUUCGGAGCUCAGAUGGGUGUCAAGAGAAUCCGGGCACGUGAAACGGCAGCUGGCUUUUCUUCGUCUCGGAAAGGCGUUUUGAUCUCUCUGUGAACUUGGAGCAUCUGUCUUCUCCCAGGUGAGAGAUGACCCGGGUGAAUAGCAAAAUGAAGCCCUCUGGCCUGCGAGGAGAAGUUGCCUGAGGAGAAAAGGGCCGAGCGGGCCAGCCUCUGGCUGCGGUGCCGGCCGGCAACCUUACCAUGGCUCAUUCCAGCAUCUGGAACAGCCUCAAGUCUGUGCUGAGGAAGAACAAUGACCCCUUGUUCUUGAACGACUGCAGUGCCUUUGACUUCUCGGACGAAGUUGGCGAGGAGGACUUCCCCAGGUUCAACAAGCUGCGGGUCGUGGUUUCGGAGGAUGCGGCAGACGCUUCGGCCAACGGGGCCCACGUGGGACCCCACUCCGACGACGAGUCCUUGCUGGACAGAGACAUGGCUCUGCGGACCGCACAGGCUGGACCCGGCGCAGAACCUUGUAACAAUUGCAACAAGCAAAGGGAACUCUCGAAGCAGAAGAAGGUGAAGAGGCGGCUGGUUCUAGCAGCCGUCCUCUAUCUCCUCUUUAUGACAGGGGAGCUUAUAGGUGGAUACGUUGCCAACAGCCUCGCAAUCAUGACGGAUGCGCUUCAUAUGUUAACUGACCUCAGUGGCAUCAUUUUGACCCUGCUUGCUUUGUGGCUAUCUGCAAAAUCACCGACCAAAAAAUUCACCUUCGGAUUUCACCGCUUAGAGGUGUUGUCUGCCAUGUUCAGCGUCUUGCUGAUUUAUAUCCUCAUGGUUUUCCUCUUGUACGAAGCUGUUCAAAGGACCAUCCACAUGGACUACGAAAUCAAUGGAGAUAUUAUGCUGAUUACAGCAGCCAUUGGGGUAGCGGUCAACCUUAUCAUGGGCUUUCUGCUGAACCAGUCUGGCCACCUGCACUCCCAUUCACAUUCCCCUGCCCCUGUUCCUCCCUCCAGUUCCUCUUCUGCCGCAACUCCUGGGCACGGUCACGGUCACGGCAGCCUGGCAGUGAGAGCUGCCUUUGUUCAUGCCCUGGGAGACCUGGUGCAAAGCAUAGGCGUUCUUGUAGCUGCAUACAUCAUUCGUUUCAAGCCAGAAUAUAAGAUUGCUGACCCUAUAUGCACAUAUGUAUUCUCAGUCCUGGUGGCUUUCACAACAUUUCGGAUUAUACGGGACACCGGAAUAAUUGUACUUGAAGGAGUUCCAAGGCAUCUGAAUGUGGAUCGCAUUAAAGAAGAGCUAAUGAAAAUUGAAGAUGUGUUUUCAGUGGAAAACCUGAAUAUUUGGUCAUUGACUGCAGGAAAAACCAUUGCCGUAGUCCACUUGCAAUUAGUUCCUGGCAGUUCAUCAAAGUGGGAGGAAAUCCAGUCGAAGGCCAGGCGGUUGUUGCUGAGCACAUUCGGAGUCUAUCAAUGUUCAAUCCAGCUUCAGAGUUACAGGCGAGAAGAGAACAAACCGUGCGCAAACUGUCAGAAUUCCAGUGCCUAAUUUUUCCACGCUUUUUUUCUUUUUGGGAGGACUCGCUGCCUUAUUCUUCUUAACCUUUGCAGCCAAAAGACCACGAAGCAAUAAAUGCAAAUGGAACGGAAUCCCUUAGGGCUGGACUAGUAUUGGCAAUCCUCUUGCAACAAGAAGGGUUUGGAACGGGGUCAGAAUUACCCUUUCCGUGAAAAAGAGUUGUAACUUUCUCUCUCGCCGUUCGUUUUGGCCAGGGUUUUCAUGCCAAUAUAUAUACAUAUCCAACAAAUUGUUUACAGAUCACGUUGCAGUUGGCGGAUACCUCGUAGAGCACACUUCCUCGUUGCCAUUUGUUAACUUCCAACAGUGCUUGCCUGCUUUCCUAAAGGGCGCCAAGAAUUAACUACUUGAGUUUAAAAAGAGUUGCCAAGGUUGAUCAUGUCUGUGAUCAAAAAGGUUAAUGAUCCCUGAACUGGUUACACCAUAUUUUAUCUCUCUCCAACAGCUAUGGUUUUUUUACUACCUUGCCUAAAAC
Molecule: messenger RNA, 2089 nt
Organism: Lacerta agilis (Sand lizard)
Lineage: Eukaryota; Metazoa; Chordata; Lepidosauria; Squamata; Lacertidae
Gene: SLC30A4
Product: solute carrier family 30 member 4
Exons: 8
Coding region: 295-1584 (429 amino acids)
Biological process (GO): zinc ion transmembrane transport; response to zinc ion
Cellular component (GO): plasma membrane
Molecular function (GO): zinc ion transmembrane transporter activity
Source: RefSeq, a predicted model, not a curated record